This is a messenger RNA of Clonostachys byssicola, 1407 nucleotides long. The record is from the annotation of a GenBank genome assembly. NCBI's taxonomy places the organism in Eukaryota, Fungi, Ascomycota, Sordariomycetes, Hypocreales, Bionectriaceae.
AUGUCUUCCCCUCUGCCUCUUCUGCCCGCCCCUGCCAAGGACAUCAUCUCCACGAUGCCAGGGGAGAUCCUUGGCAUCAUCAUCGGCCAUGUGCCGGAGUUGAAAACUCUGGCAAAGCUCAACGCCGUGAGCAGGAAGUGGCGUGGUAUAACUACGCCAAGGCUCUACCGGACCGUCUCGGUCCAAGUCCUCGGUCCCAGCGACUGGGACCAAUUUCAACUUCUCCUCCGGCCGCACAUCCACAACCUGGGGCUCCAAUCCCUUAGGACUGACUACCGCCAUACAUGGUUCCGUGCCUUCAAAGUCCCUGAGGGUGCCGUCCACGUGAAGAGGCUGCUUGUCAGCGGGAUAGCCAAGCUGGAGGACCCUCAGCGUAUCGAGAUGGCCACAAGAUGGGUCGGGUAUGCACUCAGCAACAUGGACUCCUUAGAGGGAUUCCAUUGCGACGAGCUCACUGACUUUAUGGUAACCCAAAUCUACCGCCUCAAUAACUUAAAGGAGGUGGGUCUCUGGAACGAUGAGAAAGCCGACAGUCUACGGGACUUGAGGCACUUGAGAGACCUGACGUAUCUGAGCCUCGGCGGGGAUAUGGCAUGCGGGGAUCACACGAUCCCCACGAUGCUCAUAAAGUCGGCCAAGACACUGAAGCGGCUGCAGCUGCAGCCAUUCUUCGAGGUCUUGUCUACUACCGACAUGACACGCCUCAUCGGAUGCUUUGAUACUCUGACCAGACUAGAGGUCCAGAACUACAACGCGUUUGCCAAUCCUCCCGGCUACCAUAUGCUCAAGUUCUAUCCUCCGUUGAUAGAAGCCGUCAUCAAACAUAAGAAUCUCAAGGUCUUGAAGUUCACACACACUGAGUGGGAGCCCGGCGUCAGAGAGAUCGCUCGGGAUGUCAAGUUUCCAAAGCUUUCAGAGGACGAAGUCAAAACUUUCAUCGACAAGCUACAGGGUCUCGAGGAAUUCCACUUUGCGCCCGAUGUCAAGAGAGCCUGGAGAGUCGGAGCCACCCUAGCAGCCGCGCCCAACCUACGAUACGUAGCAUGCGAUGGUUUCGAGCUCUGGAUGAAGUGGGAGCCCCGGUGGAGUCCACGAUCCGACCCCUACAUCUUGCUCGGCCUUAGCCACGCUGUCUUCAAGAAACACGAGAAGGCCAGCAGCAGCGGAGACACAGCAGUCCCGUUCAAGUGGGAAGAUCAUACAAAGAUAUGCAGCAUGACCAUCGACGGCAUACGCAUCCACCUAGCUUCUUCCCCCAGGAGAGAUUUCUUACCGGUGCCUUGGGAGGUCAUCCGCCGUAGAAAGGCGUACCAAGUCCAGUACCUCAAGAAAGCCCCUGCCAUUGAGCCCAAGUCAGAGCCCAUCUUCCGCCAGGAUAUGAGUGGUUUGCAAAUCCAAGAUUGCUAG